AUGGCUUUCGAUCGCCGACCUAUUGUUAUAUCUGGCCCAUCAGGUGUUGGGAAAGGAACACUGCUCGGAAGGCUCCUGGAGCGUUAUCACGACACUCUGGCCUCCACCGUCUCGCAUACAACACGCCAACCAAGACCUGGCGAAGUGAAUCACGAUGCAUAUCAUUUCGUCAGCAUACGAGAGUUCGAGAUCCUCAUUAAAAAUAAUGCCUUUGUGGAAUACACGUUUUUCUCCGGCAACUACUACGGAACUAGCCGACAGACGAUCAAGGACCAACAGGCCAAGGGCAAAAUACCCGUCCUGGAAAUCGAGAUGAGCGGAAUUACACAAAUCAAGAUGAACAAAGCUAUGGACAUGAGAUUUGCUUUCAUUUCCCCUCCGAGUCUUCAAGUUCUCGAGGAAAGGCUGCACAAUCGCGGCACGGAAUCGGCUAGGAGCAUCGAGCGGAGGUUGGAAUUGGCCAAAGUUGAGAUGGAGCGUGCCAAGGUCCCGGGUUUUCAUGAUAUCAUUAUCGUGAAUAGAAAUCUUCAUGAGGCCUACAAAGAACUUGAGGAAUGGGUUUCUGGAGGUGUAGGCUCGGCGUUCGCUACUUGCUAA
Molecule: messenger RNA, 597 nt
Organism: Clonostachys byssicola
Lineage: Eukaryota; Fungi; Ascomycota; Sordariomycetes; Hypocreales; Bionectriaceae
Source: the annotation of a GenBank genome assembly